AUGUCGCUGUGUCAUUCUUCCGUGAAGCCCGUGACAUCAUCAGCGCUUCGGGUUCUGCUCAGACGACAGCAACAAUGCCCACGGGGCAUCAGACUAUUCUCGUCCUCCCGCCCAGCAUACUCGUCCUCGAAACGUGAACUCCAGACGGCAACCGCUUAUCGACCAUACUCUUUGCCCGAGUCCGUUGUUCCACCUCCCCGGAAUGCGGGCACCCCAGAUACAUCCAUCUCCCAUGCAAUUCCGGGACUAAACACUUCGCCAACAUACCCACCACCGAAGGACACGGUGUCAUCUAAAGAUGAUGGCAACGCUUCCGUAUCAUCUUACUCCUUGCCAGAAAAUGAAGCCCAGAAGUCGCAACCUGUGUCCAGGAGCGGAGCCACACCUCCUUCGGAGACGAAAGCGAAGCCGCGAAAGAGUAAACUACGAGCAAGAAAAGCCGCUGUAUCACUCACACCAACUGCGCUGUCCAAACUCCGAGACCUUGUUUCCCAGCCAGACCCGAAGCUGAUCCGGAUAGGUGUGAAGAAUAGAGGUUGCUCGGGACUCUCAUACCAUCUAGAAUAUGUUGAGAAGCCAGCUCCUUUCGACGAAGUUGUUGAACAGGAUGGUGUUAAAGUCUUGAUUGAUUCUAAGGCUCUUUUCAGCAUAAUUGGGAGUGAAGUGGACUGGCACGAAGACCCACUGAGCAGCCGCUUCGUAUUCAACAACCCAAACAUUAAGGAUGAAUGCGGCUGUGGUGAAUCGUUCAUGAUCCUGAACCUCGCACGUGACAAUAUUACAGAUCUCUGGAACAUCCCACGAGAGGAAAUGGAGGACUUCAACCGACUGCCUCUGGAGCUGGAGUUACUUCUCGCCAUACGAUUUUCCGCCUCUAUACCAGAUAUAUUUCUUGACAUACCCGAUCCCAACAGCACCACUGUCGCAGGGCUUAAGCGUCUAGUUCGCGACAGGCUCCCUCCGGACCUUACAUCGCGGCGCCUUAGACUCAUUCAUGCCGGCAAGUCACUAGACGAUUCGACCUCACUAGCAACACAGAUUAAAGUUGGGAGGAACAGCCAUUUACGUGGUCAUUAUGGGAAUGGCCAACGAGUACCUUCGUCAGGCUCACCUUCGGAGCCCGGUUCAAGGGUAGCGUCUCCUUUCCCGAAAGGCGGAUAUGCCACUUCGAGCUCGUCAUCAACCGUAUCUCAGACUGCGCCGGACCCGUCAGGGAAAGGGAAAGCUCCGGUCCGAGACCAGGGAGAGCCUAGGAUAUAUAUACAUUGUUCGAUAGGGGAUAUAACGCUUACUCCGGCGGAGCUUGAUGCCGAAGCUCGUGCUGCUCGUUCAGGGCAGGAUGUUCUUAAGUUGAAUACCUCUGCUAAUGAUUCCGCGGGUUCAGCUGGUCUGGACAGCUCUGCCGGACCGAGCCGGCUAUUAGACGGGGGUGAUGCUUCGACGACAGGCGGUGAUGGGUCUAAUGUUACUCCUACACCUGCACCACAGGGCUUCGAUAGAUUGUUAUCUGCUGGAUUCACCCCAGCAGAGGUGUCAUCUCUUCGGUCCCAAUUUCUGGCCCUGCUUUCCCUAUCGCAUACUCCGGAUACGUUACCCUCCGGUAUAGAACUGCGCAGAUUAGAAGAUAGAUGGAUGGAUGAUGGGUCAACAGAAGCUGGUGUUGCUGGCUUGGGAGGAAACAACGAAGAUUCAAACAUAUUCGGGGAUAUUAAUACCGAAAACACUGGCGGUAGUGGCCCAUUUGGAUCCGGAACUUCACGAGCACUAGACGAUAUGUUAUGGGGCUCAGUCAUGGGGUUCUUCUGGCCUGUGGGCUGUGCUCUAUGGCUUCUAAGAGAAGAAGGGGUAUGGAGCUGGAGGAAAGGGCUAGCUGUAUUUGUAGGGGUGGUAGUUAAUUUUGGGUUCGGGGCAGUGAGGAUGUUGAGUUGAAGGGUUCUUGAUUGCCUUUCACUACGGUACUGUAUUAUUAUGCCAUCAUGAAAUUUCCUAACUGAAAUGUUUUGAGCGACUGUUGAAAAGUUACUUGAAUAUAUAAGAUUAAUAAGAG
Molecule: messenger RNA, 2047 nt
Organism: Trichophyton rubrum CBS 118892
Lineage: Eukaryota; Fungi; Ascomycota; Eurotiomycetes; Onygenales; Arthrodermataceae
Exons: 4
Coding region: 1-1929 (642 amino acids)
Biological process (GO): iron-sulfur cluster assembly; protein processing
Cellular component (GO): Dsc E3 ubiquitin ligase complex; endoplasmic reticulum
Molecular function (GO): iron-sulfur cluster binding
Source: RefSeq, a predicted model, not a curated record